CCCCUGUAUACCAUGAACCACUCACUCAGCGAAUCCUCUCGAGACCAGCCCACUCUGUGACCAGAUCUCACCAAGCAAGACCCUUCUCCUUCUCAAAAUACCUUAUCUCUGCCCUGGACUUCCGGGGCAUCCGCACACAGAUGAACAGUGCUCAACCUUGCCAUGACUUCGACUUGUCAGUACAACAUAAUCUCAGCCCAGAACAGUGCCCAAUCCAGGGCUACCCUGAGAGGGGGGGUCCCUCCAUCGAGGUCCAGAUGCUAUCCCGCGUUACAGCCGCGCCGUGGAGGCGGAUGUUGAUCAGUUGCAAUCCUUGCCCCUGCUGCUGCACCACCACCGGAGAGCAUGAGUCCGAAAUCGCUCUCCAGGCCGUCGGUGGUUGAAAAGGCUGGAGAUCCCCCUCGAUUUCCAUAUCGUCGAGAUCUCACCUUUGGAAAUUCUCCUGACCAUCACGGCUGCUCCUCUUACCUGACUUUCUCGUAGCUAGAGUUCAUGACCGUUGUGAACAGUCGCACGCCCCCCUUUUAUUGAACAACUUCGACAACAACACCAGGUUGCUUGAACCAUCAAGAUGGAUGUUGACGUUGAGAAGAAGCAGGAGCCCAGCCCCGGAGCUCCUCCCCCCGGCCAGGAAUAUGGCCAGAUCGUCUCCACGCACGAGAAGAUGUCGCUCUUCGCCCGUGUCAUUGACGGUUUCCGCGAAAACCCCAACGCUCGCGUUUCGGAGCUCCUCGUCGACGACAAUGGGAAACCGCUCCCCGACCAGCCGCCGGCACAGCCAGCGUUGGCCAUGAAACUCAAGCAGCGACAUUUGCAAAUGAUUGCCAUCGGCGGCUCGAUAGGGACCGGUCUCUUUGUCGGUUCGGGCUCGGCUCUUGCAACAGGGGGUCCCGCGGCCCUUGUCCUUGCAUACUGCCUUUUGGGGAUCAUGAUCUUCUGCACGGUCCAUGCUUUGGGAGAGAUGGCCGUCUUAUUUCCGGUUGCUGGCUCCUAUUCAGCAUACUCCUCGAGAUUUCUUGACCCAGCGUGGGGGUUUGCGAUGGGCUGGAACUACGCCAUGCAAUGGCUAGUCACGUUACCAAUUGAAAUUAUGGCCGCUUCUAUCACCCUAAACUACUGGCAGGGUGCACGUGACGUUAACCCCUGUGUUUGGGUUACAAUCUUCUAUGUUGUGAUUAUCUCAAUAAACCUCUUUGGUGUCAGGGGAUAUGGGGAGGCGGAGUUCGCUUUUUCGAUUGUCAAGGUCAUCGCAACGUUAGGCUUUAUAAUAUUCGCCUUGGUUGUCGACGUCGGAGGAGGACCUACCGGACAUUAUUUUGGAGCCAAAACCUGGGAUGAUCCAGGUGCCUUUGCGUACGGAUUCAAGGGCGUGUGCUCGGUUUUCGUCACAGCUGCAUUUUCGUUUGGUGGGACUGAGCUGGUGGGGUUGGCGGCAGCUGAGGCGGAAAAUCCACGGUUGGCGCUCCCCACGGCCAUCAAGCAAGUGUUCUGGCGGGUGGUUCUGUUUUACAUCAUCUCCUUGACCUUCGUCGGAUGUUUAGUCCGUUGGGAUGACCCUCGGUUGCUCAACAGCGGCAGCAGCGCCAACAACUGGACAUCGCCAUUCGUGCUGGCCAUCAAAAAUGCGGGCGUCGGGGGGUUGCCCUCGGUUUUCAACGCUGUCAUCCUGAUCGCGGUUCUGAGUGUCGGCAACGCAUCUGUGUACGGGGCAUCGCGCACGUUAGCUGCCCUGGCGGAUAAUGGUCAGGCACCGAAAAUCCUUGGCUAUAUCGACAAGACCGGCAGACCGCUCGUGGCCAUCAUCUUCUCGUCGGCGCUCGGGGCUCUCUGCUAUAUUGUCGCGUUGUCGCCGUCGCAGAGACAAGAAGCCUGGAACUGGAUGUUUGCCGUCAGCGGUCUGGCAAGUAUCUUCACCUGGGGAUCAAUCUGCCUGUGUCACAUCCGAUUCCGCCAGGCCUGGAAGUACCAUGGCCACACUCUGGACGAGCUUCCUUACAAGUCUCAAGCAGGAGUGAUUGGGUCAUGGAUCGGCUUCCUGUUCAAUUGUCUGGUGCUGAUAGCCCAAUUCUGGACGGGAUUUGCCCCCGUGAGUUGCCCUUGUUGUUCCCAACAUCAGAGCUGACGUGCACGGCAUAUGAGUGUGCCAUUGGUUCGGAAAAUCUGUUGAAUUGUUCCAAGAAUGAGACUGACUUUUGAUCUCCUGUCACACAGAUUGGUUACCGAGAGAUGUCAUCAUCCGAAAGGACCAAGAUCUUCUUCGAAGGGUAUCUGGCAGCGCCGGUCGUCAUUGCCUUCUACAUUGGGUUCAAGCUUUGGAAGAAAACCCCGAUCCGACGUGUCAAGGACAUCGACGUGGUCUCUGGUAGACGUGAGAUCGACCUGGAACACAUCCUGGCAGAAGAAAGAGCGAUCCGGGCGACGUGGCCAUGGUGGAAGAAGACGUGGAAUACUUUUUGCUAGGUUGGCGGGCUGGAAGGGAUGUUUUGACAGACACGAAGCUUCGAGGGAUGAAGGCGACUAAAGAGUUAAGUUUGAAACCUGAGGCUGCAAAGUAGCGGAUGCCAAGAGAUGGGCAAAGAGCGGGCCAGAAAUGAGCACCAAACAGAGGGGGGCAGGAUCGAGCUCGUGGAGUUUUCGCCAUCGUCAAAGCAUCGAAACAUCGAAAACGUCCCAAACGUCAGAAGGGUCGAGACGUGGGUCCCGAUCCCCUUUGCAGCCCCCGGGAGCGAGUAGUAGACGCUGAGCGUCAGCUCUUCGAUCUUGGCUCGCAGCUUCUUCGCGGCAUCUGAUUGAUAGAAAUCCUCCGGCACGAAAUAGCCAUUGCGCAGCGCAUCAGCACUGCCAAGCCCAUUACGUGCGAACUAGGGGACGCCUUGGGGGUGUCUGGUGGUGUUGGGUGCGCCGUGGUGCCCCUGUGGUUGCCAGCUGAGGGCGAUGUUCGUAACCAUGACUCGUCUGCAUCACUGAUGAUCGGUCAAAGUACGGCGGAAGCAGGAUGGGAGGACGGGGGAACCGAGGAGGGCAUGUAGAAGGCGAAAAGAGGCAAUUCGGUGAAUGCGUGUUCGCCCUGUUCAUCCACACCACCCCGAGUGAUUAUGUUGGUGGCC
Messenger RNA from Cladophialophora immunda, 3107 nucleotides. RefSeq lists its product as hypothetical. Gene Ontology annotation, molecular function: amino acid transmembrane transporter activity. Bases 572 to 2122 code for a protein of 516 amino acids. The transcript is spliced from 7 exons. The record is from RefSeq and is a predicted model, not a curated record. Gene Ontology annotation, cellular component: membrane. Gene Ontology annotation, biological process: amino acid transmembrane transport. NCBI's taxonomy places the organism in Eukaryota, Fungi, Ascomycota, Eurotiomycetes, Chaetothyriales, Herpotrichiellaceae.